Messenger RNA from Paramecium pentaurelia, 444 nucleotides. The record is from the annotation of a GenBank genome assembly. Lineage: Eukaryota; Ciliophora; Oligohymenophorea; Peniculida; Parameciidae.
AUGAUUAAAUUCUCUUGGAANAUCACUUAAGAAGGAUUUAAAGGAGGAAAAUGGAAACCAAUGGAUGCUGAAAUAACAGUAGUUGCUAAUGGAGUAACAAAGUCAGUUAAACCUAAAAAAUUGGAUAAAGGAUAGAAUGGUGAAUAAAUGUAUCAACUUAAAUUAAACUUCUUGGGUAAUAAAGUCACCAUUGGUUGUGAAGCCUAAAUGGGAGAAACAACAGCUGCUAGAAUUUUGUAAGAAGCAGCAGAUGAUCCUUCAGUUGUAGGAUCUACCUCUGUUUCAUGUAUUAAAGAGACUUCUUCUAGUACAUGUCCAACAGAAGAAUAAGUACUUACUUACAAUUCAGAGAAUUGUUCAGGAGUCUCAUGUGAUGAUGAUGAAAGUUCAAAUGCAAUGAUAUUCAAAGUUGUAAUUACAAUGUUAGGAUUAUUGAUAUUAUGA